Molecule: messenger RNA, 784 nt
Organism: Brassica oleracea var. oleracea
Lineage: Eukaryota; Viridiplantae; Streptophyta; Magnoliopsida; Brassicales; Brassicaceae
Exons: 5
Coding region: 40-633 (197 amino acids)
Source: RefSeq, a predicted model, not a curated record
CUUUCAGGACUUGUGAUCACAGGAGCCAUUGUUUAUAGGAUGAUUGAGUUACGCGACAGAGAAUGCUAUUUGCUGUUGUUUUUUAUCGUCUUCAUACUUGCUGUGCCUUGCCACAGCCAUGAGAGCUUGUUUGGUGGGAAAACUUUAUAUGCUGGGAAGGAACUACGGAAGGAGACUCUGCCGUUGCAGUCCGGAUCUCGGGUUUACAGACUACAAGGGAUUAAAUCAAGUUCUUGGUAUGAAGUCAAGAUCUCGUACCCAGCUUCUAUCCCUGCUCUGUUCUCGCUGCAACUCUUGAGGAAUGGUGAAAUGGGUUUGAAGCUAAAACAGAUGAGGAGAUUGUUAAACACUGAGAAGUUGAUAUUCAGAACCGGAAGUUUUGAACAAGUUGACGACAAGGAAGGAAUGUAUGUUUUGGUGACGGUGGAACCAGAAGGGAUCGUAGCUAUACCAAAUUUCAAAGAACGGUCGUUUAUCAUUUACAACAUAGUUUGUGAAGAACAGCUCUUUGGCAUCGCAUAUUCAUGCUGGUCAGUGGUGGUUUUAGUAGUAUUGUGUCUUGUUGUCGCGGUGAGUCUUCCUCGGUUUCUCCCAUCUUAUCUUCUAAUCAAAGAUGGAGAUCGUAAACGUUAAGAAAACCCCUGCCAAGUUAAUAGUAUCAAGAAGAAGCAUAUGGUUAUUUACACGGAUGAUUUUUCUCUCUUACAUAUAUGUUUCGUUACUCUGAUAGUAGCUUCUUGAUGUUUGUUCAUCUAACUCUGUUUGGAUUCAGUUGUAUUAUAUU